CAGAACUACAAACGCGAACAGCCGCGAAGCUACGGCGUCCGCAAACGGACUUCUUUAGCAUAGUAAUUCCUUUUAAAUAAUACAUGUCAUGGACAUGCGAAGGAAAUUGUUCUUCUAAAUGAUGGAUGUUCAGCUGGCGUGAGGAGAGCAGUCAUGAUGUACAUGCGAAGAGGAAAAUUGAGAUUUGUUUUCAUGGUGGUUGCCCUCAUAAUAUCGGUAUGCCUUGUCCUCAAACUCCUGCAGAUGAAUCCUGAACUAACAUUAUCAGAUUUAGUAGAAAGGUCAUUGGGGGGAGCAGCUUCUGACCAGUUAAAACCUGAUCAUAAUAAAGAUGAUGGUCCUAAAGGCAAAUGUGGCCUCCCAAAACCAUGUCCUGAAAAUAAUUAUACCUUUAAGAUGUACAGCGGCGCAACAAGCAUCAUUGGACCACGAAUAUGCUUUGAGGGGAAAAUGAUAAUAGAGAAAGACACACGGGGAAAUCGACGAGGAAUUAAUAUUGCUGUUAUCAAUGAAAAAACGGGUGAACACGUUAACACUGGCAGCUUCAAUAUGUGGAACGGAAAGGUUGAGGAGCUGAUAGAGUUUCUGAAGUCAAUCGAGAAUGGUUCUCUUGUGCUGAUUGCCACUUUUGAUGAUCCAGCCACAAAACUUAAUGAUGAAGCAAGGACACUCUUUGCAGAGCUUGGCAGUUCAUAUAUUUCCCAGCUGAAAUUCAGAGAUAACUGGGUCUUUGUGGGAGGAAAGAAAACCAAAACCAAUAUCUCUUUUGAGCAGCACAUAAAGAAUGACAGGGAAACCAAUAAGUACGAAGGCUGGCCAGAAAUUAUCGAGAUGGAAGGUUGCAUACCUCGAAUAGACUGAUUUUUCCUAGGCAUAAAAGGCACAAUUUGUUCUGCUAAAUAAUGCCUUUUAAAUCAGGCACCAAGCUGAGCCACAAUUCAUUUCUAAUGAGUUACAUGAUACUUUGGACUGUCUUGAAUAUAGAGUCAUUCAUUUUUGGCCAGAGGUUAUCCUGGGCUUUUAUAAUAUUAUAUAAUAUAUAAAAAUAUUUUUUUUUAUUUUUAUAUAGUAAAUAUAUUUGUUGUUAUUUUUAUUUUU
This is a messenger RNA of Carassius carassius (crucian carp), 1098 nucleotides long. RefSeq names its product protein FAM3C-like. The record is from RefSeq and is a predicted model, not a curated record. The transcript has 10 exons. Lineage: Eukaryota; Metazoa; Chordata; Actinopteri; Cypriniformes; Cyprinidae. The coding region runs from base 154 to 861 and encodes 235 amino acids.